AUGGAAAAUAAGGGCCAGUCUUUGCCAACCUGCUGCCUCUCCUUCCCCAGGUUGUCUUUCUACUCGGGACACGCCUCCUUUGGGAUGUGCUGCGUGGUGUUCCUGGCGCGCUACAUGCAGGCGCGGCUCUGCUGGAAGUGGACGCAGCUGCUGUGGCCCACGGUCCAGUUCUUCCUGGUGGCCUUUGCCCUCUAUGUGGGCUACACCCGCGUGUCUGAGCACUGGAGUGACGUCCUUGCUGGUCUCCUGCAGGGGGCGCUUGUGGCUGGCCUCACUGUCCGCUACAUCUCAGACUUCUUCAAAGCCCGACCCCCACAGCACUUCCCGAAGGAGGAGGAGCUGGAAAGGAAGCCCAGCCUGUCACUGACAGUGACCCUGGGCGAGGCUGACCACAGCCACUCUGGGUACCCGCACUCCUCCUCCUGAGGCUGGAUGCCUCCCAGGCAGGGAGUGGCUGUGAGUCCAGCUGAGGCCGGCCCCCCAGGUGGUCCCUCUGGCCCUGGGUAGGCACUGAGGGCUCCGGACGGGCUCCAGCAACCCUGGGCUGACGUGAGCAGUGAGCAGGC
Sapajus apella (tufted capuchin) is the source of this 566-nucleotide messenger RNA. RefSeq names its product phospholipid phosphatase 2-like. The transcript has 4 exons. Lineage: Eukaryota; Metazoa; Chordata; Mammalia; Primates; Cebidae. Gene Ontology annotation, molecular function: phosphatidate phosphatase activity. Gene Ontology annotation, biological process: phospholipid metabolic process; signal transduction; phospholipid dephosphorylation. Bases 1 to 426 code for a protein of 141 amino acids. The record is from RefSeq and is a predicted model, not a curated record.